GGAUCGACCACUCAACGAGUCACUAUUCGAUUUUCCUGUGGGAUUUUGGCUGGUGUAACCCCAAAUAUCAGGCAGGCUUUCUCAUUGCGACGCUAACUGUCGGUCAUCUCACAUGGCGUAUUCCUGAACAUAUUUGUCCUACACUCUACCUGGGCAAAUAACUUGUAAUUCUUGCUAAAUAGAAUUUCUAAGCGAUUUUAAAAAUGGCAUUACACUCUUGGUAGGGAGUUAGUUAAUUAAUACCGAAGAGGAAGUAUUAUACGGUGGUUGUCUCAAGCCCCUGAGUUCCGAUAUCGUGGGUGGGGAACUCCGGUACAUUUAUGUACGGACUACCAAACUACCAACCAGACCACCCCGUCCCGAAGGAUCGUACAUGAUCGCCUAUGAUAUUUAAUGGUGACGUUGGAAAUCCAAACGGACUUUUCUGUCUCAGCUACGGACACGUCGGAGCUCCGUUUCGAGGUGGCAAUCUACGGGAAUACCAUAGAUAAAUAAUCACCAAGGUUAAGGUUGAGACAGGUCGAGCCAGCUCUACUACUGGUUCUGAAUUGAAACUCGCCUGAUUCGCAUUCGAAGCCUUACACGAUGACUACCGGAAAUAUCAGCUUCGACGACUACCUCGGCCUGCAGAGCUGCUUGGUCGAGUGGGCUGACAGCUACGACAGCAAGGACUGGAGCAGGCUGCGAAAAUGCAUCGCGCCCACUCUUCGCAUCGACUACCGCUCCUUCCUAGAUAAAGUAUGGGAAGCAAUGCCAGCAGAAGAAUUCAUCACAAUGAUAUCGAGCCCAGCGGUUCUCGGGGACCCGCUGCUGUCGACGCAGCACUUCAUCGGCGGCACGAAGUGGGAGAAGAUCUCAGACACCGAAGUCGUCGGGACGCAUCAGCUACGUGUCCCGCAUCAGCGGUACACGGACGCGAGCCGGAAGACCGUCGCUGUGAAGGGACACGCGCAUUCGACGAAUGUGCAUUGGUACCGAAAGGUGGACGGCGUGUGGAAGUUCGCGGGCUUGUACCCGGAUAUUAGGUUCACCGAGUAUGAUUUCGAUCAGGUGUUUGCGGGCGGCCGUGAGGAGUUUGGCGAGGAGGUUGCGGCGAAGGCGCAGGGCGUUAGUGUUACGGUUGAGAGGGUCGCGGCUGAGGUAUGAGUGCCUUCUGGUGGAAUUGGGAAAGAGGGGGGGAGGGAGGGAUGGCUGGGGAGAUAUAUGUGGUUGUUCUCUAGGGGUUGUACUAGUGUUGGAUGAAUAUUGCGAAGAAACCGGAAGAAACAACUGGGUUUGCGGUUGGCUGUUGGGUCGACGAGGAAAUACACAUCUGGAUAUGUAAAAUGAACCAUCGGUUGGAAUAUGAAAAUUCUAUCUAUGCGCACCUACAUUACAUGUGUAUGAUUAUAAUCAUGCUGGCUUGGAUUAUUCUUACGUUCCGAAUAGUCUUCAACAUCUUGCUGCCGUAACUUACUUGAUACCGCGUGACAUACGGUGUGUUUCUACAACCAAUCAUUGGAUCUCUGUCUCUUUUAGCCAAGGCAAGGAAUUGAUACAUAUGACACAAAAUACACUGCCC
Messenger RNA from Annulohypoxylon maeteangense, 1561 nucleotides. RefSeq names its product scytalone dehydratase. Gene Ontology annotation, molecular function: scytalone dehydratase activity. Gene Ontology annotation, biological process: melanin metabolic process. The transcript has 3 exons. The record is from RefSeq and is a predicted model, not a curated record. Bases 586 to 1146 code for a protein of 186 amino acids. Lineage: Eukaryota; Fungi; Ascomycota; Sordariomycetes; Xylariales; Hypoxylaceae.